AUGACAACUGAUCAAAAGCAUUCAUCGGAUGGUACACUUAACGAGCCAGAAGAUACCAGACGUAUAGAAAAAAUUGCUAAGUUAUUUGGAUUAGACGAGCAGAAUAUAGAAGUAUAUAAAGCGCUUUUUGGACAGAUUUGGGAGCUUGAAAAAAAAUCAGAAGAUUAUUAUUCCAAAUAUAAAAAGCUUAAAAGGAGGGUCAAUUUAUUGAAAGCUGAAAUAGAAGAUUUGGACAAAUGUAUAGAUAAAGAAACUUUAGUUGACUUAAUACAAGAAAUGGUUCCAUUGCUAAUUAUUAGAAAAUAUAAGAAGAGAGGUUUACUUUGUGAGCCUCUAAAUAGAUCUGACUCUAGUUUAUCCGACUCUAGUUCAUCUGAAGAUUCUGAAACGAUUAAAUGCUAUUAUCCUAAAAAGAAGGUACCGCAGAGGAAUCAGGUAAAUACGGAUUCUAAAUCUGCAAAGUUUAAAAAAAUAUAUAAUGAGUUAAUAUUUUUAUUAAAUAAACAAAUGGACGGUUCCUUGGAGGACCACGUAAAUGAACCAUUGUCGUAUCAUCCUAUAAAGAAAUUUAGAAGGAGGAAGUCUGAAAGACCAGACACAAUUGUUAAAAUCUCACCUAAUCAAUGCUAG
Racocetra persica is the source of this 630-nucleotide messenger RNA. The record is from the annotation of a GenBank genome assembly. Lineage: Eukaryota; Fungi; Glomeromycota; Glomeromycetes; Diversisporales; Gigasporaceae.